This is a messenger RNA of Dichotomopilus funicola, 1890 nucleotides long. RefSeq lists its product as uncharacterized. NCBI's taxonomy places the organism in Eukaryota, Fungi, Ascomycota, Sordariomycetes, Sordariales, Chaetomiaceae. The record is from RefSeq and is a predicted model, not a curated record. The transcript has 2 exons. The coding region runs from base 1 to 1890 and encodes 629 amino acids.
AUGCUGCCGACUUCACGGGAUCGUAGGGCGUUGGAAAGGAGGCAGCGUGGGGGUCGGGGCAGAGAAAACAACGACGGACACGGAAAUGGCAACGGCCACGACAACAAUCGCGGGAAUGGUCGAGGGAAUGGCAAUGGGAACGGAAAUGGAAAUGGAAAUGGGCACGGCAACGGUAAUGGCAACGGUAAUGGCAACGGUAAUGGCAACGGUAAUGGCAAUGGAGAAAGGAAUGGGAAUGGGAGCGAGAAUGAGAACGACAACGUGAAUGGCAACGGGCAAGGGAACGGCAAUGGCCAACAAAAUAGCAACGCCAACAAAGAGUGGUUGUGCCAUCUAUUGCCGUCAGGUUGCGAAUCUCCGUCUGCUGCUCCGGCCGACCAAGAAACUCUUCCAAGUAAGAACCCCGAUCCCAAGCCACCAACACCGACCGAGCCGGAUCCCAACCCGCCGGCACCGACUAAGCAGCCGGAUCCCAGCCGGCCGGCGAGUGCGUCGCCGAAACCACCCCCGCCGCAUAACGCGCCCCCUGAUGCAGUGAAGCCCACAUCUGCGGCGCCGUCACCUCCUCCACCACCACCUCCAGCCGCAUCUGAGUCUCCCGAGACUACAUCUCCAGCAGCCCAGCCCGCUCCCGCUCCCGCUUCGACGUCUCGACCUCCGAAUUCACCACCCGCAGCCAAACCAAGCACUACCGAUAGGAAAGCGCCGCCCGCUCCAGAUCUGACGUCGCAGGCGCCAGACGUCCUGCCAACUCCUGGGAGCAGUAGUCAGAGCGGCGAUGGUAGUAGCGGGCACGCUGCCGGUGGGAUAGUAACCACUCAAACGGGCAAUAGAGGCCCUUCGGGGAAUGGCCAUGGGACGCCGGUCCCCGGGGGAACAACUUCCACGACGACGGCUAUUGGCGUUGGAACGGAAGUGGGGACUGAGACGCAAACUGGGAUCGGGAUACCGCAGCCAACCGAUACUUCAGGGGAAGACAGCUCAGCAACACAGUCUACACUCACGGCCACGCCUAUCCCAACAUCAUCAGACGGUUCUGUGGCGGGAAUCGGCAAUAACAGUUCCGGCACGCGACCUGACAGCAGCGGACAAUCAGGAGGUGGACUGCCUGCGGGGGCAAUCGCUGGUAUCGUUGUUGGCCUCCUCGUCCUUCUUGCGUUGUUCGCCCUCCUCCUUUACAAAUUCCGGCGGUCGGCCGCCAUUCAGCGUCUGCUGGCACCAUUUAGUAGGUUUACCGGGAGACGAGGUGGCUUUCAACGAGUCGGCACACCGGGCCCAGAAGAUGUCACCGCAAGCUUGAUCAGCCCAUCUACGGGCGGCCUCGCCACUACGUCAACUGCUGCUGCUGCCGCUGCCACUGCCAGUAGAUUCGGCCUGGAGACACGAUAUUCACCAGCUAUGCGCGAACUCCCCCCGCCCCUUCUUGCGUCCUCGAGCCACGCUCCCGAGACCGCGGCCGCCGUCACGAUCGCAGUCGCAGCACCCUCCACACGCGACAGCAACCGCGUCUCCGUCUUUUCCGACGUAUCGGUUGACUCCGCAGACUUCAUACCGUCACCCCUUUCUCCGGCGCCACGACCCUCCGUCCUGUGGUCUCCUGGUACCGUACAAACAUCGCGGCCCGUGGAGGAACCGCCGGACCCGCGGGUCGCUGAGUCUACACACGGGCGCCUUAGCCGGGGGAGUUUUAGCACGUAUAGCAUGGGAGAUGCCAGUAUGGCAAGCGGCGAUGUUGGAGCAGAGGCAAUGUUGGCGUGGCCCUUGCCCACUGGGCCGACGCCCGUGGCUGGGCAGGGGCAGGAAGCAGGUGAUGGGUCGUCGCCGCUGUUGGAUUUCGAUAGUUCCGGUGAGAGGACAGUGAGGAUUCACCAAGGAUCUGGAGGUUUCUGA